GGUAGGUGAAGUUGAAAUGAGCUCCGUCCAAGCCUUCAAAGCUUCUCCGUGGCAAGUGCUUUUCACGAUCUGUCUCGCAGUCCGGUGGUGCACAGCUGGCCCAGUGAUCCAUGAUGAUGUCCUGCAGGACCUAAAGAGGCUGAACCUGACCCAGGCUAAGCUGAUCGCAGAAAACUCCACCAUCAAGUGCAGCCUGACCCCGAAUCUGUGCGACUGGCAGCUUCAUCUAUACGAGGGUCAUUCCUUCAGUGCUCCACUUGCGCCGGUCGUACAAGCCACCGCCGCUCCUGUUCGAGAAACCUUCGAAUUGACGCCUCCAGAAGCUGGGCCGCAGCUAUUCAUUGUGGCCGAGGUGGAACCCAAGCCGAAAAGGAAAGUGCGACACAGAAGAAAGCUAUCGCGCCGAACCCCUUUUAACUACUCGAGUAAACACAGAUUUAUAUGGCUGGUGCUGCCAUAA
Drosophila kikkawai is the source of this 460-nucleotide messenger RNA. RefSeq lists its product as uncharacterized. NCBI's taxonomy places the organism in Eukaryota, Metazoa, Arthropoda, Insecta, Diptera, Drosophilidae. The record is from RefSeq and is a predicted model, not a curated record.